This is a messenger RNA of Lucilia cuprina (Australian sheep blowfly), 980 nucleotides long. RefSeq lists its product as uncharacterized. The record is from RefSeq and is a predicted model, not a curated record. Bases 194 to 895 code for a protein of 233 amino acids. Lineage: Eukaryota; Metazoa; Arthropoda; Insecta; Diptera; Calliphoridae. The transcript is spliced from 5 exons.
AGUUCGUAACUAUAUUCUCCAUCUAGUAAGUGAUAUUAUCGAAAUAUUUUAUAGUUAUUGAUAAAAACGCUGAUAUCUUAACUCUUAUGAGAAAUUGGAUAUAAAAUUGGAAUAAAUUCAGAACCAACUUCAGUUAGGGCAUAACAUCUACUGAAAGUAAAAUUAAAUUGUUACGGAAGGAAAGUAAAAAAAAAUGAGCGCUCAUACAAAAUUAAUCUUAUUAACACUUUUCUGUGUAUUCCUGGAUCUGUCACUGGCAGUUGAUACAUGUGAGGAGUGUAUGGCAAAUGAUGCGUUUUGUGUGGAUGAAACAUCAUAUUACUUGUGUAUGAACGGAAAACCAAUGAAAACUGAAUUGAUCACAUGUCCGGAAGAUCAGGUUUGUUCAAAAUCUGCUAACAUUUGUGAACCAAAAGCUGAUGAUAACGCAAUCUGUGGUGGUUCAUCCUGUAAUAUCUGUAACAUAGAUGACAAAUACACUUGCGUAAGUAAAACACAAUUCGGCCGUUGUCUCAAUGGUAAAGUUGCUGUAACAAGCUCUUGUGAAAAAGGUUCACUUUGUAGUACUGAAAUGUUAACAUAUGGACAAAUAUGUGCACCAACAUGUGUUCUAGACUUUUUCGGACUUUCUGCCACAUGUAGCAAUGAUCAACCGAUUACAACAACUGCUGCACCACCUUCAACUCCCAAUGUAGCUACUAUGAAAGAAAAGUGUGAAGCGAAGCAAUCAGAUAAAAAAAUUUAUACCGUAUUAGGUGACGCCAAAUGUGAAACUUACAUAUAUUGUGAAAAAGUUGGCACAGAUAUAGAAGCAAUUCUAAUGAAAUGUUCUCCUGGUUUUUACGAUAGCACAAAAGAAGAGUGUGUAACUGUUAAACCAGAAUCAUGUCAGUAAACUAUCACUUUCCUUAACGUCUACAUACAUAUGUAUAUAAAGUAUGCAUAAAUAUAUUAUAACAAAUAAAAAUGUAUAAAUUAAA